UGCAAAAAAAAAAACAAAAAACUUCAACUCAACUCUUUUAAUAGAUUUUUUUUUCCAGUGGGCCCUCAAUAUAAUAAACACACUGGUGUUUGAGUAACUUUGAUGAUAUUUUUGUCUCACCUGAUAUGGGAAAAAGAGAUUUAUUUUGUUCUAUAAAGCUAAAAAGUACAUUUUGAGCAGAAAAGUAUUUUUUUUCUUCUUGGAAGGUGUGUCAGAAUAUUUGUCCCGAUGACAGCGGACGCUGACUUUGCUGUGAAGAGCAGCAGCAGCAUCAUGCGAGAAUGGAGCGGACAGGUCCAGCCUGCUCUGGUUGCAUCUUUUAUCUUCCUCUUCUGCUUGGAAGCCUGCCUCUGGUUCAGGAACCUGAGGCUUAAGAGAAGGCUGCCGGGACCCUUCGCCUGGCCCUUAGUGGGCAACGCCAUGCAGCUGGGUCAGAUGCCUCACAUCACCUUCACCAAACUAGCCAAGAAGUACGGUAAUGUAUACCAGAUACGGCUAGGUUGCAGUGACAUCGUGGUGCUGAACGGAGACAAGGCGAUACGUCAGGCUCUGAUACAGCACAGCAAGGAGUUUGCAGGCAGACCGAACUUUCACUCCUUCCAGAUGAUCUCUGGAGGCAGGAGUCUGACAUUUACUAAUUACAGCAAACAGUGGAAGGCGCAGAGGAAAAUCGCCCAGUCCAGCCUGAGAGCCUUCUCCUCUGCAAACAGUCAGACCAAGAAAGCGUUUGAGCAACACGUUAUGGCCGAGGCGAUGGAACUGGUGCGGGUGUUCUUGCAUCACAGCAAAGAUGGACAGUAUUUUGACCCUUCUCAUGAGUGCACGGUCGCCGCUGCUAACGUCAUGUGCGCUCUCUGCUUCGGGAGGCGAUACGGCCACAACGAUGUGGAGUUCAGGACAAUGUUGGCGAGGUUGAACAUAUUCGGUGAGACCGUCGGAGCAGGCAGCUUAGUGGACGUCAUGCCCUGGCUGCAGUCCUUCCCCAACCCGGUUCGCAGCAUCUACAAGAACUUCAAAAACGUCAACAAGGAGUUCUUCAACUAUGUGAAAGAUAAAGUGGUGGAGCACAGAAAGUCCUUCAGUCCGAAUGUGACCCGAGAUAUGAGCGACGCCAUCAUCAACGUGAUCGAGCAUGGAAAAGAGAGCGGUCUAUCAAAAGACUUUGUCGAAGCAACGGUGACAGAUCUAAUCGGAGCAGGCCAAGACACCAUAUCCACCAUGAUGCAUUGGAUCAUCCUGGUCCUCGUGAAAUACCCGGAGGAACAAGCUAAGCUACACGACCUCAUAGACAAAGUAGUAGGUCCAGACAGACUUCCUUCAACAGAAGAUCGCAUCAGCUUAGCAUACCUGGACGCCUUCAUCUACGAGACCAUGCGCUUCACCAGCUUCGUCCCACUCACCAUACCGCAUUCCACCACCUCAGACGUCAUCAUCGAAGGUCUCAACAUCCCUAAAGACACGGUGGUCUUCAUCAACCAGUGGUCCGUCAACCACGACCCUCUGAAAUGGAAGGACCCGCAUAUAUUUGACCCGUCACGCUUCCUGAGUGAAAACGGGGCCCUGGAUAAAGACAUCAUUAACAAUGUUAUGAUUUUCUCAACAGGUAAGAGGCGCUGCAUUGGUAACCAGAUCGCCAAGGUCGAAGUCUUUUUAUUCACAGCCGUCUUGUUGCACCAGUGUAGCUUAGCCAGCGACCCCUCUCAGCCUGUCACUCAGGACUGCUCCUACGGGCUCUCGCUGAAGCCUCUCAGAUACUGUAUCAGCGCCAAGCUCAGAGGAAAAUUACUUGACUUGGUUUCCCCGGCGUAAGCUGCAUGCGCUAACACUGUGACUUAAUUAAAGGGCCAGCACAGAAUUCCCCAUCAGUGACAUUUAACAGUAUAAGAUCCUCUUAUUUAAUAUAUUUAAACAUGCAUUGUUGUUGAGAGUACAUGUGGAAGCUAUAAUAUUAUAGAGGAAGAAUUCAGGUUCAUGGUAUUAAUGCAAGAAGUUCUCCAAACUUGAUCGAUUUUUUGUACAUAAAGAGUUAAAUGUUUGUUUUGCAUGAGCAUGUACAUGUAGCUACAUCCAUCAAAUGUCCAUUUAAACUAACGUUAUAAUAAUAAUGUAUUGUGAAUAUUAGUCACUUGUCUCUAUUGUGUUAUUUAGGAAUACAGUACCAGUGUUUUGUAUGACAAUAAAUGUUAUCUAUCUCACUAUCUACUGUAUUCAAAGCAUGUGAAAACAUUAAAUGGGUGAUGAUGAAAGGGAAGAAAAGAGAGUCUGUCAUCAAGGAGCAUCAGAGAAAAUGUGCACAAACUUUUUUUUUUUUUUUCUGCGGCAAGUGUUCCCCCGAGCGCCGCUUGCCAAACACCGUUCCCUUCAGUACACACAUUGCAGAUGUGCGCCAUGUUUUUUUUUGUUUUUUUUUUCCCAUGAGGCAUUACCACGACCAUGUUUGUUUACAAGGUUUUCAAAGCUACACGGAUGUUCCUGCGCCCUCUUUAUUCCUGCACGCUCGGUGCAUGUUUAUCUUUUGUAACUACUCAGCGGGGCUUCGUGUGUUGGCUUUAUAUGAUGAAAAAAAAUAAGCUAUAUCUGAAAUGAAUAUUAACAAUAAAAUAAAA
Molecule: messenger RNA, 2606 nt
Organism: Doryrhamphus excisus (bluestripe pipefish)
Lineage: Eukaryota; Metazoa; Chordata; Actinopteri; Syngnathiformes; Syngnathidae
Gene: cyp1c1
Product: cytochrome P450, family 1, subfamily C, polypeptide 1
Biological process (GO): progesterone metabolic process; hormone biosynthetic process
Molecular function (GO): steroid 17-alpha-monooxygenase activity; iron ion binding; heme binding
Source: RefSeq, a predicted model, not a curated record